This is a messenger RNA of Manis javanica (Malayan pangolin), 1964 nucleotides long. Lineage: Eukaryota; Metazoa; Chordata; Mammalia; Pholidota; Manidae. The record is from RefSeq and is a predicted model, not a curated record.
AUGCCCCUCCGAGCUCUUUCAGUUAUUCUCUUGCUGAAGCCCUGCUGCACCACUCCUGCUUUCAAAAGUUGCAGAAAGAAGAAAAAGAGCAAGAAAAGCGUUCAGAAGUCUUUAUAUGGGGAAAGAGACAUUGCUUCUAAGAAGCCUCUCCUGAGUCCCAUUCUCGAGUUGCCCGAGGCCUCCGAGGUGGCACCUUCCGUUCCAGGCAUGUGGAGGGUGUGUUCAGAUAUUUUCAACCUAACUGGUGAACUUGAAGAAGUGAAGCAUCCUAAAAGAGAGAAUCUUUUGCCUGUGAACCCAGAUUUGCAGAUGAAUCAAGGCUUUAAUAAACACAAUACAUCUGAAUGCUACAGCUCUCACACAGAAAGUUCCUCAUCUCUUAUAAAUGCUAUUUUUGAUCAAGAUUCAAAUACAAAUACUGUAGAAAUUACUGAAAAUAAGAAUAUUCCAAAAGCAGACAUUAAGUUGGAAAAUGAAAAUGAACGAAAAAACAGAACCAAGAAUGAAAACAGUAAGAUUCCUUGGGCUUCUGUGACUGAAAAGCCCCUUGUUUCAGACAAUCCAGACCCUAAUAUUAGCCUGCAGUCCCCAAAAUUGUCUGCUGCUGGUCAAAAUAUAGAAAACCUUUUUCAAAUCCAUAAAAUUCCAACAGAUAUAAAGUGUGAAAAGCAGGAUGAUUGCUUGGUAGGCACAGAGGGAAAACUGCAGGCCCAGCAUUUACUGUCUGACACUCGAAAAGAACGUGGCUGUUCAGAAGAUGUCUUAAUCAACAGUGUAAAGGAAGGUAAAAGUCCAAGGGAGGCUUUGGGAAGAAACUGUGCCGAAAGUACUAGCGGCAUGAGUUGUAGAGAAAGGAAAUGUAAAAGCUGCUCUUUGUGUUACUGUCCUGGCCAAAGUUUGCAGUUGGAAAAGAAUGGAAGUCGUGAGCCUUCCUCUUGCACGAGCACCUCUGUAAAAUUUAGCUUAGAAAAUUCUGAACUGUAUAAAGAUUUAUCUGACAGCAUAGAGCAGAGCUUUCAGAGAACAAAUAGUGAAACCAAAGUGAGACGUAGCACAAGGCUGCGUGAAGACUUGGAAGAGGAAGGGCUCGUGUGGGUCUCGCUCCCAUUGCCUCCCGCUCGCUGGGCUUCCCAGAGAACCAAAAGGAGAACACUGUGUGCGCUGGACAGCAGAGGGUUUGAAAGUGUGUCUCCCCAGAAACCAGGUGUGCCGCCCGCCGUCCCGGGUAAACGCGACCGUGGGGGCCUUCCUUCCCACCCGCGCCGGCACAGGAGGAAGAGCUUUUGUACAUCUACGCUUGCAAUACAAAAACCCCUCCUCAGUCAAAAUGCUGCAAAAGAAACUCUCGACCAGGAGAGAGCGAGCUCUCUGACUGACUUUGAAAGAAGUGGACAAAGAAUUGGACGGUCAGAGACCCCAACCUGUAACUGAGUUGCCGGCUGAUCGCUCAGCAAGAAAGGCAGCCACCCUCGCUGAACAGGCCGUCUUUCCUUCCCGUCCUUUGUUCAACUUCAGUAUUUUUGAAAGUUUCAAAUAAAGUCAUUUUAGUGGAACCUAUUUUUUAAGUAGAAUUAAGUGAAUUUCUCCCUUCAAAAAGAAAACAUUCUAUUGAAUAUAUUCUUCUCCCUGUGAAUGAUACCGUUAGUAUUUUGCUAAGAAGGAUUUUUAGACCUAGCAAUAGGUCUCUUAAGCUUCAUGUCACAUUAGUAUAUAUUUACAACUGAAAGUUUUACAGUAUCCGUUUAAAAAAAAAGUCUUUCAGAGAUGAUUCAGAGAAGAGUUUUAAAAAAUUGAUAGAAUUAAUGUAACUUUAUGAAGAUUGAAGGUAGUGCAAGGUUGAAACUUAAAGAGGGACAAGAGAUUUUAUUUUGAAAUGCAAAAAAACGGAAAGUUUCAACAAUUAGAAAAGGUAGAAAUUAUAAGGCUUGUUUUCCCUCUGGGUUAAGUUAAUGACUUUAUCUCAA